UAUCCUCAUCAUCAUCAUCAUGAUGUUCCUUUUCUUCUUAACCCUUCCCAUUUCUUCCCGGUUUCAUCAAAAUUCUGUCACAGUUUUCACCAAUUGAAUUAGGAUCGGUUCCAGAACUCGAAUCGAAGCGUUGCUCGCAAUUUCCCAAAUUCGAAUUUGCUUCUUCUUCUCCUUCUCAAUGGAAGCUGAUUUCUCGAUGAAUGAUGAAACGGUUACACUCACACAUGAUCCAUUUGAUGCCAACCACGAUAAUGUUAAUGUAGAUGUCGAAGCGGAACGAUGUGGAAUUUGCAUGGACACUGUUGUUGACAGGGGAGUUCUCGAUUGCUGUCAGCACUGGUUCUGCUUUGUGUGCAUUGACAACUGGGCUACCAUCACUAAUCUCUGCCCACUUUGCCAGAAUGAGUUUCAGUUGAUCACUUGUGUACCAGUAUAUGAUACCAUUGGAAGCAAUAAAGUUGAAGAUGACUCGCUCUACGGAGAGGAUGACUGGUCCAUUGAAGGGACGAAUAACACUCUGUCUUUCCCCUCCUACUACAUUGAUGAAAAUGCAGUUAUUUGCUUGGAUGGUGAUGGCUGCAAAAUUCGAAAUGAGUUGUCAACUAUUGAAGGAGAUUCUGAUCUUGAUACAUCAAUCGCUUGUGAUUUAUGUGAUAGAUGGUAUCAUGCCUUUUGCGUGGGAUUUGAUACUGAAGGUACAUCUGAGAGUACAUGGUUAUGCCCAAGAUGUACGGCUGAUGAAGUUUCUAAAGGAACAGAUACCAAUUCAACAGAGAGGGCAACCGUGGAAUUUAAUCCAGAUAAUAGCAAGGGAGAGUGUCAUGCCGAGGAUUCCUUUUCAGGAAAAGUGUCAGUGACUAUUGCUGAUACUGGAGACACAGAUGUUGUUGUCUCAAUGAUUGGCGGAAAUAAAUGGGUUUCGGCAUCAAGCGAGAAAGAUAUAUUGCCUCUUGAAGUUGAUGGGGAUCCACUGCCUGAGUCAUGUAAUUUGAUGUCUAACACAAACAAUCAAAAUCAGGGGACAGAGAAGACAACUAUGUCACCAAUUAGGGAGGGAGAAGAACUGGAGCUAUCAUUAUCACACAAUAUGUCCUGCAACCAAACUUCUAAAUCCUUGGUGCAUGAUGAUUUAAAGGAAAACGUCAAUGGAGCAAGGAGUAAACUGAGUAGCUUUGAUGGAACCGAGAUACUGGAUGUGUCCCAUGUUAAAACUAGUCCAUCUAGAACUGAAUCUGAUAUGGGUCUUCAUCUUGGUUUGUCUGUGGGCUCUAUUUUAUCUGGAGAUGAAACUGAAAACAAUGCUUGUAAGGACAAUGUCAGAGUCACUGGCGGAAAGAGGAAGCAUGUUGAUUACAGUUAUGAGCAAGUUCAUAAAAAAGUUGAUGAUGGAGAUGGCAAGCCUGAACUUUCAGUUGAAGUUUCUCAAAAGAAAAUUAGAGUAACUGAUGGUCAAAUGACUAGUGCUAAUGACUCAGCUGAUGCUCUUCUUUCUGACAAUGCAAGAAAAAAACCUUCUUUAAAACAUCCUCCAACCCAGGAGGUUGUGACAUCGGAUAUCAUGAAUAUAGUUAAAGGGACAAACCGGAGGCUUUCCAAGGAACUAACUGGCACUUAUGCUUGUGACAAGCUAGCUGAAAAGAAGGAAAGUAUGGCUGGAUUGAGGGUUAAAAAAAUUAUGAAGAGAGUUUCUGAUGAUGGAGAAUCAUCUUUGAUGGUUCAAAAUCUACGGAAGGAAAUUAGAGAAGCUGUUCGUAACAAAUCCUCUAUAAAAUUUGAGGAAAACCAUUUUGAUCCAAAGCUUCUUGAAGCAUUUAGGGCUGCUAUAACGGGGCCAAAAACUGAACUUGUAAAUAAGUUAUCCCCUUCAGCUCUAAAGGCAAAGAAGUCAAUGUUGCAGAAAGGAAAAGUACGUGAAAAUCUAACAAAGAAAAUUUUUGGGACUUCCAAUGGAAGAAGAAAGCGGGCAUGGGAUAGGGACUGUGAAAUUGAGUUUUGGAAAUAUCGUUGCACGAGAGCUUCGAAGCCUGAAAAGAUCGAAACUUUGAAGUCAGUUCUUGAUCUACUAAGAGGAAGUUCAGAGAACCUAGAAUCAAAGCAAACUUCUGAAUUUGAGGCCAAGAAUUCUAUCCUUUCUAGAUUGUAUCUGGCAGAUACAUCUGUUUUCCCACGGAAAGAGGAUGUGAAACCUCUCUCUGUGCAUACAACUAUUGCUAGUUCUGAUCAGACUAAACAAAAUAACCCACCAGGAAAAGGAUCAAAUCUAUCUCUUGAUAACAAUUCUGUUAAAACAACAGAAGUAAAUAAUCUUGUAUUGAAGGCCAAAGUCUGUUCAUCUGGAAAAAAAGUGGAUAAGAAGAUUUUACAUGGUCUAGUUGGUGAUAAGUUAGCUUCUGGCAAAGUAAGUCGCUCUGAAGGGACAUUGAUUUCUUCUUCAACUGGUGCCAAAGUAGACACAAAGGAGUCAGGGCUUAAGUCUGAUUCUAUGAAGGGUGAUAAAAGAAAAUGGGCAUUGGAGGUUCUUGCGAGGAAAACAGCUGCUGCAAGCAGGAACACAGCAAAUGAAAGUCAGGAAGACAAUGCAAUGUUUAAAGGAUAUCCUUUGCUUGCCCAAUUACCAGCUGAUAUGAGACCAGUGCUGGAAGCUUGUCGCCACAAUAAAAUCCCUAUAUCAGUGAGGCAGACACAGCUUUACCGCCUGACAGAGCGCUUAUUGAGGAACACAAACCUGCCAGUCAUGUGCAGAUCUGCAGAUACAGAAUUGGCUGUUGCAGAUGCUAUUAAUAUUGAAAAAGGGGUUGCUGACAGAUCAAACAGCAAGCUCGUGUAUCUGAACCUUUGCUCACAAGAACUCUUGCAUUGCAAAAACAACACAAAAUUGACUGCAACUACAGAUGCAAAUCCACCAGCCUCAUCACCAGUGCAUACUGAUCAAUCAGAACCGAGUACUGAUGAUCUUUUGACUGACCCAGAAGUUCAAAUAGCCUUGAAAAAUGCCGGUCUAUUGGGUGAUUCACCUCCUGGCAGUCCAUGUAAGGACAAAGAAACGUGUAAUGAAGAUGGUGUGUCAGGGCCCGAAAAUAUACUUGAACUGGAUUCUCAUCCUGAGCUGGACAUUUAUGGUGAUUUUGAGUAUGACUUGGAGGAUGAAGAUUUCAUCGGUUCUAGUGUCUCAAAGGUCUCCAACCUAAAGCAAGAGCAAAGUGAGUCAAAAGUGAAACUUGUUUUCUCCACCAUGAACUUCAAAAACACAGAUAAUGUUUUGGAUUGUACAGACUGUGAGAGGUCUGAAAACAAGGAAGUGCCAGGAGAUGCUCCCUGCUCACCAAAAUGUAGCAAUGAUGCAGUCCAUAGCGAGUCUACAAAUGAGGCGGGUAUUGGCCAGCGUUCUGUUUCUUCUGAGCAACUACUAUGUAAGGGUGAUGUUGAGCCAGCUGAUUCAGAAUUCGAAGAGUUAUAUGGCCCCGACAAAGAACCACUUAUAAAAAAAUUCCCAGAUGUUGAAUCAAGAUCCUUAUGUGGAGAAGGAAAGACAGAUACUUUGACUGAGGCCAAUUAUUGCCAUAAUGAUGAAAAACAUGUCUUAGACAAAACAGUUAAUGCUUCCAAACUCAGCAAUGACAAAUCUGCUACUGUAUCUGAGACUGGUGAAAAAAUCCGAAAGGAGGAAGAGAAAUCUGACAUUGCUGCUAAGCAGUCUGAUUCUGUAAAUCAUGUAGCAAGGAAGGUAGAAGCAUACAUCAAAGAGCAUAUUAGGCCACUGUGCAAGAGUGGUGUGAUCACGGCUGAACAAUACCGGUGGGCUGUUGCAAAAACAACUGAAAAGGUUAUGAAGUAUCAUUCCAAAUCAAAGAAUGCUAAUUUCCUCAUUAAGGAAGGGGAGAAAGUAAAGAAACUUGCCGAGGAGUAUGUUGAAGCAGCCCAACAGAAAUAGAAAGAAUUGAUUCCGAUAGCUCCUUACUCACCUUUUCUUGAGGAUAAGUAGACAUUGAUUGAUAAUUGAUAUCAAUUACAAAAUCCAGUAUGUCACUCUGUUAUUUUAUAUUUUUUAGCUAGUUCUUAACACCUCUCAGUUGGUGACGCGGUGGGUGUCGGGCGAUAGCAACAAUGGAGUGCGCUGCGUGGCAGUGGUGGUAUGGUUAACGGCGUCAUUUGAUAUCACUGGUAGUGCUGGAGGUACAUGGAUAGCGUUGAACAUGGUUGCCAAUGCCAUGGUGGGAAGUAGAAAGAAGAGACGUAAGAAAAGAGUGGGAAUGAAUAUGUGACGAAUUUCAAAAACUGAAAACUAUAAUGUAAAAAACCUCUUUUUUAUUUGAAAUUGGUCUAAAAUCGUUUUAAAUUUGAA
Lotus japonicus is the source of this 4342-nucleotide messenger RNA. RefSeq lists its product as uncharacterized. The record is from RefSeq and is a predicted model, not a curated record. Gene Ontology annotation, biological process: protein ubiquitination. Bases 179 to 3931 code for a protein of 1250 amino acids. Gene Ontology annotation, molecular function: ubiquitin protein ligase activity. Lineage: Eukaryota; Viridiplantae; Streptophyta; Magnoliopsida; Fabales; Fabaceae. The transcript has 13 exons.